Molecule: messenger RNA, 759 nt
Organism: Zingiber officinale
Lineage: Eukaryota; Viridiplantae; Streptophyta; Magnoliopsida; Zingiberales; Zingiberaceae
Product: CASP-like protein 4A1
Exons: 3
Coding region: 1-759 (252 amino acids)
Source: RefSeq, a predicted model, not a curated record
AUGCACGGGUUCCCGCUCCGAGACGUGGUGAAGGACGUCCACACAAGAGGAUAUUGGAAUCCCUGGCGACAGAGUCGCCAAAGACGUCUGCUGGGGUCGAGCUACCGGUCAAGGACAGACUCCGCAUGGUACAGCGGGCGCGUCGAGCUCUCAGAAUCCAAUGGUUUCAAAGUGCCACCGGCGGUGCCACCUGCGGCAUAUUCGACACCUCCUCCAGUCAUGCGUACGACGUAUUCGGCACCUCCUCAAACAAUACCUACUGUUGCGUACCCGACACAUGCACCAGCAGAACCAGUUACACCUACCGUACCUCCAGCCGCACCCACCUAUAUUGACCCUGCAGUGCCACCAAUGACACCUACCCCAGCUUAUGCAGCAGCACCGGGAAUACCUCCCCCGGCAUAUCCAGCGAUGACCCACCGUCAGGAUUUUCUGAGUCUUCGUCAGAACAAUUGCACAGUGACGGAGUACAAUGCUGAGUUUAAUCGGCUAGCCAGACUUUGUCCAGAAUUAGUUGCUGAGGACAGAUGUCGUAUGCUUCAGUUUGUUCAAGGAUUAGAUGGACAUCUGCAAGUAAAGAUUGCCAGUUUUAGGAAUUUGUCUUACAUAGAGGCAUUGGACAAAACCCUUAUGAUUGAGUCAGCUCACCAGAGAGUGUAUCCGGACAAGAAGCAGAAGCAGACAGAUUGGACAUCAGGACAGAUUCAAUCGCCACAAGUUACCGGACAACAACAGAGUGGUCGUAGUCGGCCAAGUUAG